AUGCAGACUCUCGUUCUCGAAGACGUCCCUCUGGCUCCCGGUGCCAGCCGAGAUGCUGCUUUACCUGUACUCAAACGGCUCGCUGCUGGUCAGGUUCAUCCUCUGCGGGCGCAUUGUUAUCCUUCUGCUGGGAAAGAAUUGAGCUCAGGGGUGAAGGAUCUCUCUUCUAGAAGCACUACAUUUGUGUACUACUUCGAGAACGAUCGAGACGCUGCGAAGAAGAGGCACGAGGCGUCGCGCGCGUAUCGAUUCAAAUCGCCGUUUGUGGGUGGGCUACUGGAAGCUGGUUUCAUUCAGCUUCGUCCUGGAGAUGCUGUAUUUGCCCGUCCACCUGGAGGCUCCGAAGACGGAAUGGAUGAUGUACUGCAGGUCUUGAUUCUCUCAGAUCACAAUCUGUCCUCUGCGGAACUAGGUCAAGAUCUGCGCGAAGCACGCGACGAACUGCUUGGACCGGUAUGCGAUAUGGGCGCUGAUGUACCUAAGGAUGGGAGGGGGGGGACUGCGUGGGAGCGCUCCGGAUUUGCCAACCCUGUAGAGAAAGGAGCGAGGGCAUAUCCAAUCCUUUCAACUGUGCAAAAGGGUGCUGGCAAUACAGUUGGGCCGGGGCAGUUUAUGAAGGUCUCUCCUGCAAAUCGCGACUGUGAUGGGGUUCGUAUGCGCUCAAAAGCGUUGAAGGCUGUUGUGAACGCAUCUGUUGCGGCAUCCAAGUAUCUGCCUCUUCAGUAUCAACGGGCCUUCAAGCAGCAAGCUGAUCUCGUCAACGCCCCACGAUUUGUGUCAGAUGAUAAUGACCACUUCAGCUCUGUUCAGGUCAACUUGGCGCGCCCUGUCCCGUUGGAAACCGGUAUGGCCUUUGCCAUCAGUCUCUACGCGUAUAUUAACCAGGUAACGGCUUCUGCCAAGGGUGAUCCGGAUGUGCUAACCAGUAAACGCUAUCUUUCCAUUGGCCCCGACAUCAUGAACAACCCGGAGGACAAAUCUCUUCCUGCUUGGAUUACGCAUCCAAACUUUGCGAGAGAUGCUUGGUCUAUCAUGACGCCGACAAGUCUGGUGACGUUCUUUGUGAGAGCACUGUAUCUCAUGAUUGUUUUUGCCGUUCGUCAAUUGCCUGCACACCUGAAGAUCCAAGUUAGCACUUCUGAGUUUCUUUCCGCUUUCUCUUACGAAGAGGAUGGAGAGCGCAAGACCGUGGGAGACUGGGAGUUUGCACCGCAUAUCAAUGAUCCGCUUCGUAACACCAAGCGCAGAUCUGCGGCAAAAGAGUGGAACGAGUUUUCGGAGAAGGUCAACAGCGUCAUACCACUGUCAGUCGUUCGUCAAGACAGACGCGCCCAGCGAAUCGAAAGGGGUGAAGUCCUUCCUCCUAUCUUCAAUAUCCAUGAAGAAGAGCCCGAGAACUCUGAGCAAGACGGUGCUGAGAGACCGGAAGCCAAUAACUAUACCCUUGUGCGCUACUUUGGUACAUCAAAGACCGGCACGUCAGGAGAGAUAAAUGGAAGAGGUUCAUCACCGGAGGAGCCCAGCCCUGCGACGCCAGUUUCUCAGCCAGAGAAACUACAGUUGCUCUCCGACCCCCGCGUAUCGCGUGCGGCGCUCUCAAAGGCUUAUCUGGACUGGGUGUCCCAAUUCGGAGUCGCGUUCUGCACGCAAGCCAACACGGAUAUUCUUGACCGCCUUAGCGGAGCGCAUACAACCCCUCUCAUCACCCUCUCUUUCGAUACAUCGGCAGCGACAGUCCUACAUCCAUGGUGGAAUCCACUGAAUGGUCCGAUGCAAGACUGGUCUGCCCCGAGUUCUCCGUGUUUGCGUUUAAACGACGUGCCUGAGAAUGGUCGUGCCAUCUUGAGCCCACAGGCCGUCGAGAGCGACUUCAUCGACGUCUUUCUUCAGACAAAUCCUGGACAAGCGACUAGGCGCCCAAAGAAAUCCUGGAGCUUGGAGAAGUCUGUCGACGCCUCUGCUUUCUUCGAUCCAUCUCAGACACUCAAAACAUCUCUGGAUGGCCUGUCGGCGGCCUGGACGGAUCUACAAAUCAUGCGCAGCGGCUUGUCUGCGUCCGGGAUUGCCAUGAGGUCAUCGGCUGUUGCUCUGAUGGCCAUGGAGGCUAUCGUAUGGGCAAAGUUAGAGUCACUGGCCGCACUCUUCUCUCAAAAGCAAAUGAUUGGCUCUGAGGGAUGUAGUGGCUUAGGCGUAAUCAGCGCUCAUCUCUGGGAUAUGGUCGACUCGCGUGUCACCACUCGCGAGAUCGACAUAGCGCCUCUCCUAUCUGCUUCGACCGCCCAUCACGUCAUACUAGAAGUUCCAGCUGCCCGGACGGCUCGUUCAGACUUUGAGCGUCAGCGACAAGUAUACGCGGGACUGCUGGGCUUUCUUGGCGAUUUCCUGGGAGUUCAAGAUCCACGAGAUGCUCGCCUGCGCGCUUGGCUUGUAUGGCUUGUGGUCGACGUUUGGGGUUUCGAUGCUCUCUACCACGUCUGCGUGUGGAACGCAUGGAGAUUCCCACAGACACGCUGCAUAGUUGGGCGUCUUGCUACCAAACAGCCAUCGCUCGACGACAUGCUUCCUCUUGUUGGCCUGAUAUCCAAGGCGAAGUCAUCACCCGAUCAUCCUCUGUCUGCGCUUGCAACUUUGUCGCUAGAGGCAAGCGUGUUCGAUAACAAGGCCCGUGUCAUGCAUGUCGCGAAAAUGUUCGACUCGAUCAUGGGGAAGGCGUAUAGAUGGAAGACAAGUUCAAAUGACAGUGUAUGGGAUCCUCCGGAUGGUGAAGCUAUCCUUCGCUCGCUGUAUCUCUCAGGCCUGCUAGUGGGAUUGCCAUUCGAUGAACGCGCUAGAUCAGACGUCGAAGGUAUCAAGUCUUUGGUAUGGAAGGGAAGGCGGCAAAAUCUGGAGUCUGCCGACAAAGAGUUCCUGCUCGCUGCAUCUCAAAACCAAGACAUGUACCUGCCUUUCAAGGAGUUACAGCCAUCUGCCCAAUGCAUGCGUAGCCUGUUCAGUGGGCAGGAGAAAGACGUCAUGCUCACUGAUCUGGGUUUCAAGAAUGCAGUCGUCACACGGUUCCUCUCUUACAACGCGCCUUUCCUCCUCUCCGGGAAGCAAAGCUUCUUUACUAGCCUUGAGGACUUACUUCGGUCCGUCGAGAGCGAAGCUGGAAGAGGCGAAGAAUACUUCGUCUCGGGACGCAUCUACGGGAGAAAUCUCUAUAGGCACCCAAAGAAUGCGCAGGCGGUCUGGGAUAGCUGUACCUUUCCUUCAAGCGCAGGGAGGUCCUUCAAACGCUUCUGGGCAUUGCUGCAUGAGGGCGUUGGCCCUCAACAUGAGUUUAAGGUUCGAUUCGUGGGUCCCCUCCUAGCUCUGCAUAUCGCAGGCAAGUCCUUUAACUAUGAAAGUAGAGCUCGACAUUCUAAUGCUUUAUACCUCUCAGGGGACUAUUUUGCAGCAGGACAUCUAGAAGAGCCCUCCUUCGAUGACAUGGCUGAGAUCAUACGCACUGUCAACAGCGGUGGUGUCAAGGGCUUGCGUGCGAUGGGUUUCAUUCCUAAUGAUAUUCCAGACCCAGGCAAAUCUAGUAAGUAUGACCUACGCGUGGUGCAGAGAGCUUUUUCGGACUACUAUAAAUGGGUCAGUAUGAGCGUCGACCCUGUCGACCUACAGAGUUGGAAGUGGAAUGUAGUCACUGGGGAAAAUCAUCUCUGUAAACACACCCGGCUUUUGGGUGUUAUCAAACCGCUCGCGGGUCCUAUGACCUAA
This is a messenger RNA of Peniophora sp. CBMAI 1063, 3747 nucleotides long. The record is from the annotation of a GenBank genome assembly. Lineage: Eukaryota; Fungi; Basidiomycota; Agaricomycetes; Russulales; Peniophoraceae.